Molecule: messenger RNA, 651 nt
Organism: Saccharomyces kudriavzevii IFO 1802
Lineage: Eukaryota; Fungi; Ascomycota; Saccharomycetes; Saccharomycetales; Saccharomycetaceae
Gene: ORM2
Product: sphingolipid homeostasis protein ORM2
Exons: 1
Coding region: 1-651 (216 amino acids)
Biological process (GO): negative regulation of ceramide biosynthetic process; ceramide metabolic process; intracellular sphingolipid homeostasis
Cellular component (GO): endoplasmic reticulum membrane
Source: RefSeq, a predicted model, not a curated record
AUGGACCACUUAGAAAAUGAACCUUCGAUGUUGGAGGAGCCAUCGCUUACUCCAAAUGUGUCCAACCUAAAACCGUUUCCUUCCCAGAACAGCAAGAUAUCUACUCCAGUUACCGACCACAGGAGAAGACGCUCAUCCAGUGUGAUAUCGCAUGUGGAACAGGAGACUUUUGAGGACGAGAAUGACCAACAAAUGCUUCCCAACAUGAACGCGACCUGGGUCGACCAGCGAGGUGCAUGGCUGAUCCAUAUCGUUGUAAUCGUACUAUUGAGAAUUUUCUACUCCUUGUUCCCCGGGUCUACACCCAAAUGGACGUGGACUUUGACCAACAUGACCUACAUCAUCGGGUUCUACAUCAUGUUCCAUCUCGUCAAAGGCACGCCCUUCGACUUCAAUGGUGGUGCCUACGACAACCUGACCAUGUGGGAGCAGAUUAACGAUGAGACCUUGUACACCCCCACUAGAAAAUUUUUGCUGAUCGUUCCCAUCGUGCUGUUCCUGAUCAGCAACCAGUACUAUCGUGACGACAUGACACUGUUCCUCUCCAACCUGGCAGUCACGCUCUUCGUUGGUGUCGUUCCCAAGCUGGGAAUCACUCAUAGACUAAGAAUAUCCAUCCCCGGUAUCACGGGUCGUGCCCAAAUUAGUUAG